AUGGCAGCCAUGUCCCUCUCGGGUGCUCUUCUGCUCGGCUGGCUGAUCGCCAUGUCGCCGAAGAAGCGGCCCGCCGCCGUGGGCGGCGCCGCGGGCGGCGACGCGGGCAGCCCCGAGGGCGAGCGCAAGCCGAAGGCGGCGAAGAGCCAAGCGAAGCCGCCCCCUGCCGCGGCCAAGGGCCCUCCCGCGGACGCGCCUCCCGCGUCGAACGCCGACGAGGCCGCGGCGGAGGCCGACGCGGAGGGCCAGGCGGGGGCCGACGGGGGGGUCAGGCUCGAGGCAGGCAGCCCUCGCAAGCGUGCCCCCAAAGGCGCCCGCGACCAGGUGGCGCCCAACAGGAUGCUGACCGGCUUGCGUCAGCAGAAGUCUGGCAAGGACCCUGAGGAGGCGGCGAAGGCAGCGGCCGCGCUGGAGAUGCACCUCAAGCUGGGCUGGGAGGAGAAGGAGUCGAUGGUGGAACGCUGCAGGGGGAACAAGACCCGCGGCAGCAUGAAGUGGAUCGACGACUGGAUGGAGACGCGCAACAAGGACGACGCCACUGCGGCCGGCUGGAACGAGAAGUGGCGCGGCCUUGGGCAGGCGCUGCAGCUUCUCGGCUUGAACCUCAGUGAUUCUGAAACCCGCGAAGAAGCGCGGGCCUUCGUGAUCGAGGAGGUGCACCGCAACCAGGUGGAUUCUGGCACGCUGGAGUCCCACCCGCCCAAGAUCGACGAGUCGAACUGGCUGAUGUCUCGGUACUUCUGGGUGGUCGACCAGGGGAAGACCAGGGCGGUGGCCCCGGCGAUCACGGGCAAGCACACCGCGCAAUUGGAGAGCCGCGCCAACGACUGCAAGCAGGCCAUCCAGAGCGGGUGGCUCGAAUUCUCCAUGGGCGCGCGCGGGGGCGACGAGGUCCAGCGGGAGGGCGACGGCGCCGAAGCGCUCGAAGCCGCCAAGCACGCGGCCAAGUUCUUGAGGGCCUCCCGCAGGAAGGUCGACAGGCCGCUGAAGAGCCUGACCGUCCCCGACGUGGACAAGUAUGCAGAGGCCGGCACGGACCUUGACAAGGUUUGCGAUGCGUUGAACCUCUACCAGGAGGAUCAGGAGAAGGUCAUCAACAAGUUGAAGGGGAAGUGCGAGGCGCGCGCCAAGCAGCGCGACGAGCGGCGGAAGGCGGGCGACGAGCACGCGAAGAACGCGGCGACGAAGGUCACCGAGAUGCAGGGCAAGCUGAUGAGGGACCCGUCAGAGUGGAGUUAA
This is a messenger RNA of Prorocentrum cordatum, 1239 nucleotides long. The record is from the annotation of a GenBank genome assembly. Lineage: Eukaryota; Dinophyceae; Prorocentrales; Prorocentraceae.